Sebastes umbrosus (honeycomb rockfish) is the source of this 1613-nucleotide messenger RNA. RefSeq names its product prohibitin-2-like. Lineage: Eukaryota; Metazoa; Chordata; Actinopteri; Perciformes; Sebastidae. Gene Ontology annotation, biological process: mitochondrion organization. The coding region runs from base 97 to 1017 and encodes 306 amino acids. The transcript has 10 exons. Gene Ontology annotation, cellular component: membrane; mitochondrion. The record is from RefSeq and is a predicted model, not a curated record.
GUCCAUGCUGUCGGACUACAUGUCCCAGUAGACUUUGCGGUCGACGCAGAGGAAGGAGGGGGGUUGUCUCGACCUUGGGGUUUGACGUUCAGCAGCAUGGCGAACAAGGAGCCCAAUCGCCUCAUCCAGCACCUGAGGGAUCUGGCCGCUCGGAUGUCUUCAUCUGGUGGCAGAGGGGCAGGAAUAGGACUGAAGCUGCUGCUUGGAGCUGGUGCUUUGGCAUAUGGCGUUAAAGAAGCCACAUACACAGUGGAGGGUGGUCACCGAGCCAUCAUCUUCAACAGGAUAGGAGGGAUGCAGAUGGACACUGUUCUGUCUGAGGGUCUGCAUUUCAGGAUCCCGUGGUUCCAGUACCCUAUCAUCUUUGAUAUCAGAGCCAAACCCAGAAAGAUCUCCUCUUUGACUGGCAGCAAAGAUCUGCAGAUGGUGAACAUAGCAGUGCGGGUGUUGUCCAGACCGCUGGCGUCCAACCUGCCGAUCAUGUACCAACAGCUGGGGAAGGACUACGAUGAGAAAGUCCUGCCCUCCAUCGUCAACGAGGUCCUCAAGUCCGUAGUGGCGAAGUUCAACGCCUCGCAGCUCAUCACGCAGAGAGCACAGGUGUCCUUGCUGGUGCGCAGGGAGCUGUUUGAGAGAGCCAAAGACUUCAACAUCAUUCUGGAUGACGUGUCCAUCACCGAGCUGAGCUUCAGCAGCCAGUACACUGCUGCCGUGGAGGCCAAGCAAGUCGCCCACCAAGAGGCCCAGAGAGCCCAGUUCUAUGUGGAGAAAGCCAAACAGGAUCAGAGACAGAAGAUCAUCCAGGCUGAGGGAGAGGCUGAAGCUGCCAAAAUGUUGGGCCUAGCAGUGACUAAGAACCCAGGUUACCUGAAGCUGAGGAGGAUCAGAGCGGCACAGGCCAUCGCAAAGACGGUGUCAACAUCUCAGAACAAGGUGUACCUUAAUGCUGACAGUUUGGUCCUGAACCUACAAGACCGGACAUUUCUUAACAGCAUGACAGCGGGCCAAAUGAAGUGAUGAAGAGGACACACAGAACCGUCUUGAUCUGCACAUAGAGAAUCACCAUCUAUGAAUCUGGACGAGUGUGAAUGUGGACAACAAGAGAGAAGACGGUUCUUUUAGUUUUUCUUUUAAAUUUAGGGAAUGGCCUGUAUCACCCCGAGGUUUGUCAAUGAAUGAUUGUAGUGGAACAAAACAUUGAUCUCAUUUCAACUUCACAGUGAACAAAUCAGUAACAGAUGUGUUUAAUAGAAAAGUACAAGAAUCUAAUCAUAAGGACGGGCACAUGUCCGACUGAUAUGUCAGUAGAAUGCGAGUCUUGUGAGAGUCUCCUUUGAAUAAGAAUGAACUUCAAAAAUAUUUAGCAGAUUGGUGUCUUCUGUCAGGAGGAGCUGAUAGGACAAAUGAGGCAGUGAGAUAUCACCGCAGCACUGUCCCUAGUGCCAGUCCUCCCAGGGAUGACAUGGCUCCACAUGUCAACCUGGAGCUGGUGGUACAGAUGUUUGGUGAUGUGUGUGGAGUCAUGCAGUAAAACCUAAUAAUGCUGUGACCAGUGUUGGUGAAAGUUAAUGCAACCUAAUUUAUCUGUUAAUUAUAAACUUUUAUUAUGAGUA